CUCUCACUUACUUGCUCUUCUAUACCAAACAAACUCUUAAGAGAAGAAGGUGCAAAAGGAAUAGGUGGGACAAGUUGGUAAACGGUGCUGACGGGAGUCAAAGUCAGGAGGAGGUUCAGAACAUUGACUUUUCUGGUAAAGAAUUCAGUGAGUGAGAAAAUGAACAAGGUAUUGGUCACCGGAGCAACCGGUUACCUCGGAGGAAGGCUCUGUCACGCGCUUCUCCGACAAGGUUACUCCGUCAGGAUCCUCGCCAGACGCACCAGCGAUCUCUCCGCCCUUCCACCGCCUUCCGAGAUCUUCUACGGCGACAUCACCGACUUUCCCUCUCUCCUCGCCGCCGUCUCCGGUUGCUCCGUCGUCUUCCACCUCGCCGCGCUCGUCGAGCCCUGGCUCCCUGAUCCCUCUAUAAUCUUCUCCGUCAACGUUGGAGGGUUGAAGAAUGUGUUGGAGGCGGUGAAGCAGAGCAACACAGUGGAGAAACUCGUAUACACGUCGUCGUUUUUUGCUCUUGGACCAACUGAUGGAAGCAUUGCCGAUGAAAAUCAAACCCAUCACGAGAAAUUUUUCUGCACUGAGUAUGAGAAAUCAAAGGUUGCUGCUGACAAGAUUGCAAUGCAAGCUGCGUCAGAGGGUAUGCCUAUAGUGUUGCUUUAUCCUGGUGUAAUCUAUGGGCCUGGCAAGGUCACUGCAGGAAACGUUGUUGCAAGGAUGCUUGUAGAACGAUUUUGUGGUCGAUUACCUGGUUACAUUGGCAGUGGGAAUGAUAAAUUUUCGUUCAGCCAUGUGGAUGAUGUGGUGGAGGGUCACAUUGCAGCAAUGGAGAAAGGAGAGCUUGGGAAUAGGUAUCUGCUGACGGGUGAAAAUGCGUCGUUCAAGGAAAUUUUUGACAUGGCUGCUGUGAUAACUGAUACUAGAAAACCAGUGAUUAACAUCCCUUUGUGGGUUAUUGAAGUUUAUGGCUGGAUAUCUGUUUUGGUUUCUCGAAUCACUGGCAAGUUACCCCUCAUCAGUCCGCCGACCGUGCAUGUUUUAAGACAUCAGUGGGAGUAUUCAUGUGAGAAAGCUAAAAGAGAGCUGGGUUAUAAGCCCAGAAGCCUCAGAGAAGGAUUUGCUGAGGUACUGCUCUGGUUGAAGAAUUUGGGAUCAAUAAGAUACUAGUGGAACAUACCAGGCUGUAACAUAGGGCAUAAAAGUCUUGUAAUUUCACUCAAAAAACUGUAAUAGAACCACAAUGAUAGUUACCUUCUACUAGCUUGUGUUGAACUGUUGAUCGAAUAAAUGGAUGCCCUGUUAUAGGUGCAUUAUGAUUCUA
Lotus japonicus is the source of this 1315-nucleotide messenger RNA. RefSeq lists its product as uncharacterized. Lineage: Eukaryota; Viridiplantae; Streptophyta; Magnoliopsida; Fabales; Fabaceae. The transcript has 5 exons. The coding region runs from base 160 to 1161 and encodes 333 amino acids. The record is from RefSeq and is a predicted model, not a curated record.